This is a messenger RNA of Sitophilus oryzae (rice weevil), 1567 nucleotides long. Its product is annotated as regulator of nonsense transcripts 3B-like. Gene Ontology annotation, biological process: nuclear-transcribed mRNA catabolic process, nonsense-mediated decay; positive regulation of translation. NCBI's taxonomy places the organism in Eukaryota, Metazoa, Arthropoda, Insecta, Coleoptera, Curculionidae. Gene Ontology annotation, molecular function: mRNA binding. The record is from RefSeq and is a predicted model, not a curated record. The coding region runs from base 149 to 1489 and encodes 446 amino acids. Gene Ontology annotation, cellular component: cytoplasm; nucleolus. The transcript has a single exon.
CAUAUGCAGAUAUGUAAAAAAAAACUAAGAGGUAACCAAACUUUUUCGUGUUUUUAUUUUUUAAUCUGUGAUUUAAUCUGAUUUAAUGUUUUAUGCACUAUGGUAAUAGUGCUAAUAGUUUAAUAUUUAAUAAUAAUCAACAGCAGAAAUGGCAUUAACAGAAGCUGAGAAGCGACCAGAAAAGAAAGAGAAGCCUCUUACUAAAGUCGUAAUUCGUAGACUUCCUCCGACAAUGACACAAGAGCAGUUCUUAAAUCAAGUAUCUCCAGUGCCCGAUUACAAUUAUCUUUACUAUGUUAAGGGAGACAUGACAUUGGGUGAAAAUGCUUUUGCUAGAGCCUACAUAAACUUUGUAUGUCCAGAAGAUGUGUACAGCUUUAAGGAGAGAUUUGAUAACUAUGUAUUUGUGGAUACCAAAGGUCACGAAUAUGCUGCUGUUGUUGAAUUUGCUCCAUUUCAAAAGAUUCCUAAGAAACGGGGUAAAAAUAGAAUGGAUCCGAAAUGUAACACGAUCGAAUCAGAUUCUUAUUAUUUGGAUUUUGUGGCUAUACUAAGUAAACCAGUUGAGCAAGAUGAAAAACCUGAAUAUACACUACAAUUAAAUGAAAGAAGCGAAGAGAAGAAAGAUACCACUACACCAUUGUUAGAGUAUAUUAAAAAUAAAAGAGCUCAUCGUUUGAAGAUAAGAGAAGUGAGAAGAGAAGAAAGGGAAAGAAGAAAAAAGGAGUUUGAAAAAAGAAAAGAUUAUAAACAUGAAGGAAGGUAUUACGAUGAGAAAAAAUAUGAUGAAAGAUCUCCAGCUAAAGUAAAUAGAUUCCAGCAAUCUAAACCAAGAAAUGAACCAAGUAAUGAUAAAAGUAAGUUUGAUAAUCCCGAUGACAAAAUUGAGAAAUCUCCAAUAGAAAAAGUUUCUGGAAUUAAACCCAAAGAAAAGAAGUUUGAGGAUAGAAAAGAGAGAAAAGAAAUCAAACCAAGAUUUCCUAAAAAAGAAUAUGUUGAUAACAGAGAUUUUAAGCGUGAAGAUUAUUCUCAUAGAGAAUACAGAUCUAAACAUUAUGAUGACUACAAAAGAGAAGAUAGUAAAACUUUUCCAAAGAAAGUAAAGAAGUACAGCGAAAAAAGAGAAGAAAGAAGAAUGGAAGCACAAAAAGCUGAAUUAAAAAAGCAGGAACAGAAAGAAAAAGAAUAUAAAGAUGUACCACCAAAAAUCCAGGGUUCUUCAGAUAAUCUUUCUAAUAAUGAAAAAAUAGACACUCCUGAGCCUAAAGAUUGUGAAGAAGAACCAAAGUCACUACAAAAAGAAGCAAAUUUAGAGAAAGAAAAGGACAAAGAUGAUAAAUUAAAGGAUUUAGAUAGAGGUGAAAGUAACUCAAGAAGAAUUCGAAAUAAAGAUCGUCCUACAAUUCCACUAUAUAGGCCGGGGAUGCUAUCAAGAAGAAAACAAAAUGAUGAUGAAGUAGUGAUAAAGCCUGAGGAUAAAAAAGAUUAGUAAUUUUGAUAUAUUCUUUAUUCAGUGUUCAAUAAUUAAUGUAUAAUAUUAUACUAAUAAAUAAAUAUACUACUGACU